AUACUGUUCCACCUAGGAAAGAAAACGUGCCACAUUUUGAUUUUGUUUUAUUUUAACUGUUUUUUUUAAUGCCAUGCCAUCCAAAGUACAGGUAGCACGUCUCCCCAUCUGGUGGAGGGACUGGAAGUGGAGAUAGAAGCAAUGGAAAAUGCUCCUGCCCCCAUGCUGGUGGGGAGGGAUAUUACAGAGCUGGAGCGUAAGCGAGCAGCGUGGGGAAACUUCCUAGAUCCCCUCCGCAUUGAUGUAGUGACUCGCUGGCAGAGCAAGAAGGUGAGGAGGGGAGGUAGGGAAACCGCCCAGAGCCAAGUAACCCAGUUGGCUGUGGAGGCAAGAGGGGGAUAAGGAAGAGACCCCCCGACUGCAGCAACCAGCUGGCUGCUGAGGGAACCAAUGACCCUGGGGUCAAGCUAAGUGACAGCCCCAGGGAGGAGCCCAGUCAGUCAGUGGCAGAGGAAGCCGAGGCUCUCAGGGAGGAAUUAGAGAACAUCCCAGUGAAGGAAGGGUCACCCCUUAGGGAAGCACUUGAACUCCCUGCUGAUUGCCUAGCUGGGCAGGAGUUCAAACCCCAGCUUGGAGGAACUUUGACGGGUGGCCCAGGCGCAGAAACAGGUCACCCCAGAUAAGAGGGAACAGGUGAUCUGGGAUAAGUGGGAACCAACGAUGCGGCUAGGACCAGCCCUGACUGCAUCAUGAAGGACUUCCAUGAACUGGGAGACAGCCUCAAGAAGACUGGAGCACAGGUUGUAUUUUCUUCCAUCUUUCCGGUCGGCAGCAGCUGGAGACGCCAGGGUGCCUGCAUCAAAGAAGUUAACCGGCGGCUCCAGAGUCGGUGUCUUCAGGAGAGCUUCGGAUUCUACAGCCAUGACCAGCACUUGCAGGGAGGAGGCUUCCUGGGAGAUGAUGAUCUUCAUCUCUCCCCCAGAGCUACAGAAAACUGGAUAGCUUCUUAUCCCAGGAUACAACCAUGGGAUCCUUUGGAGACACAGGAAGGGCAGAGCAGGAGGAGGGCUAUGGGUGCAGCUGCAUCCCUCUGCCUUCUUUCCUCCAGCGCCUCCGCACCCGAGAGCCGAGGCCCCGAGCAGGCAGCCAGGAAGGGCGGGAGCAGCUAUUUGACAGCGGAGACUGGAGGACCUUGCAGGCUCUAUGGAGGCAGCAGCUGCAGCUGCAGGUCAUGCAGAAAAAUGUAGAUGCUCUUCUGGAGGAUUUUGGGAACAUACAUACAUUUUUCGCAACAUACAGGACCUUUGCCUCUCCUGGUGAGGUCCUAGAAAUGCUCCUCAGCAGGCAUGGAAAGCUGGAGACCUUGAGCUGCAGAGGAGAUGAAAGUCUAGAUUUCUCAGCGGACUCCAGGGCAGUCCUCAGGAAUCCAAUCAUCUUCUUCUUGAAAACUUGGCUGCACUUCAGCCCUGAAGAUUUCAAAGAGCCGCCGAAGUACCACACACUGCAGAAAGUAAUAGCACACCUGAACAAGAACGUCCCUGGCUGUGACGUUGAAAUGGAGGCCAAACACCUCCUCCACCAGUUUCAAAACGAAGCAGAAAAUGAGAGCCAGCCUGGGGACCAUCCUGUGGACCAGCCAGGAGACCAGCCCAAGGGCCAGCCCGGGGAACUGCCUGAGGUCCAGCCCGGGAAGCAGCCCAAAGGCCAGCCCGGGGAGCAGCCGGAGGACCAACCUGGGGACCAUCCCGAGGGCCAGCCAGGGGCCCUGCCCGAGGACCAGCCCAGGGACCUGCCCGAGGUCCAGCCUGGGGAGCAGCCUGAGGGCCAGGCGGAGGACCAACCUGGGGACCAGCCCGAGGGCCAGCCCAGGGACCAGCCCGAGGCCCAUCUGGCGGACCGACCUUGGGACCUGCCUGAAGUCCAACCCAAGGGCCAGCCUGGAGAGCAGCCCGAGGGCCAGCCUGGGGACCUGCCCGAGGUCCAGCCCGGGGUGCAGCCCGAGGGCCAGCCCGGGGAGCAGCAGGAGGAACAACCUGGGGACCAGCCCAAGGGCCAGCUAGGGGACCUGCACGAGGUCCAGCCCGGGGUGCAGCCCGAGGGCCCGCCGGAGGACCAACCUGGGGACCAGCCUGAGGGCCAGCCCAGGGACCAGCCUGAGGACCAUUUGGGGGACCGACCUUGGGAUCUGCCCGAGAGCCAACCUGGGGACCUGCCCAGAGUCCAGCCCAAGGGCCAGCCCAGGGACCUGCCCGGGGACCAGCCCAGGAACCUGCCUCAGGAAAAGUUAACGAGCCAAGACACAACUAGAGAUGUGAUCUCAAAAAUUAUGAGAAAAUAUGAUCUGGACAUGGAGGAAGCUGGAAACUACCAACUUGUGCAGGUCAUUUCGGAACACAAAGAGCUAGUCUUCCCACAGGAAGCAAAUGUGCUUUCUUAUAUGAACAGCCAGGGGAACGCAGACAUCAGCCAAAGAAGAAAGCCAGCUUUCCGUGCCUCCCCAUUGUCUGCUGCAGACAAGAAAAAGAGGAGGCGCCUACCUCGCCUCUUUAGAGGCAGCAGGGUCAGACCCGAAUGAGAGCAUCCUGACAAGGAGCUGACACGAAUACCAUUCUCAGGCUGGGGGAGACUGGGAGCCUGUGGGCGGUUGGGGUGCAGGCAUGGGAG
Messenger RNA from Alligator mississippiensis (American alligator), 2604 nucleotides. RefSeq names its product germ cell nuclear acidic protein-like. Lineage: Eukaryota; Metazoa; Chordata; Crocodylia; Alligatoridae. The record is from RefSeq and is a predicted model, not a curated record. The coding region runs from base 965 to 2515 and encodes 516 amino acids. The transcript has 9 exons. Gene Ontology annotation, biological process: signal transduction.